UCUUGAUUGAUUUUUUGUAUUCAAAACAUUAACAUUCCCAUUCUGCCACAAUUUUGAGGUUAUGUCAAUAUUCCUAAUUUUUUAUUAUUGUUCGUAUUUAGAAUAGGCUAGUUGAUUUUGGUUUUGGAAUCAUAAUAAGAGUUAUCAUCUAAUGAAGAAUGGCCAGCAAUAAUAAUUUGACAAACAACACAAACAUUAAAAUUGAGCCAGGGGCUUCAACACAACGUCUACCUUCUCUGAAACCACCGCGAGAUCUGUCGUUAUCCGCCUUCAAAUUGAAUCUACCUGGAAACACAAAUCAGCCUCCAAAGAAAAAGAUCUAUGUGCCAAACUUGAAUGUACAACGAAAUCGACCUCAAGUGAAUAACUCAGCUCCAGUUAUCAAACAAGAGCCCAAUGCAGAGACAAAUAAUAAACAGAACCAUGGAAAUAGUCCUAGAGGAAGAGGGAGGGGAAGAGGCAGGGGGACAAGAACUUUUAUACAGACCACCUCAGGACUGUUUUCUGGUGGAGUGGAGAUCAAUUCCAGAGGUAGAGGCGCCAGAGAUCGCAACGAUGGGACUAGAGUUAAAGUCGAGCUACAGAAACCCAGACUCAACUUGAAGAACGCAACAGCAGUUAAUAAAACUGAAGAAGACAAUGCAAUGAAGGACUUGCUGAGAGAUGAUUUUAUGGAUGAUCCCAGUCUGGAUCCGGAUUAUGAUAACUGUCCUAUCAAGCUUCCACUAAGUCAGGCAACACAAUUCUUUAUAAAAGACGAAGCCAUCAAAGAAGAAGGCUUUAAGGUUAAGACUGAGCCUCAAGAUUUUGCUGAUCAAAACUCACAAGUUUCUUCGCAAAAUGUAGGACAAUUAAUGGAGAAACGAAGCUAAUCAAAGAGGAAAAGCCAGAUAUCGAUGGUGAAAUUAACGGAUUAG
This is a messenger RNA of Nilaparvata lugens (brown planthopper), 917 nucleotides long. Its product is annotated as DNA-directed RNA polymerase III subunit RPC4-like. NCBI's taxonomy places the organism in Eukaryota, Metazoa, Arthropoda, Insecta, Hemiptera, Delphacidae. Bases 159 to 872 code for a protein of 237 amino acids. The transcript is spliced from 7 exons. The record is from RefSeq and is a predicted model, not a curated record.